GCGGGAAGAUGAGUUGGAUGGGUUAUGUGCUACUAAGGUAGGCAAGAGACGGUGCCAUUUAUUGUUGAUAUCAUGCAAUCGAAAGGCGUCGACGGCGACGACGAGUACAGAUAUCAGGGAUCUCAUGAAUACCACAGGAGACAGCACCGCAAUGAUGAAGCAAAGGCACGAGACCAGAUGAUCCCGCAUGGUCGGUAGCCAACAGUAUCCGAGAGAAUCUUCGUCGUGUCAUCCAGUCACCCCAACAGUGGCCUCCCGAUGGGCGUUGCAGAAUGCAGGUCGCUCACAGCGGUUGUGCAUGGCGAGAAACAUGAAACAGCCGAGAGGCUGUUGCUCACAAGCAACGCGUCGAUCAACGAGAGAUGGCCAUUCAGAAACUGCAAGAGGGCAGGAAAAAUCUGCCCGCGCAUGGCAUGGGUCCAAAGUCCUCUUGUCCACUCGGAAGGUGCGAAGCGCGUCACAGCCCCUCCAUCACACUUCGAGAUGCAACCACUUAAAGUGCGCCCGACCAGUGACGAGACGGGACCACCAAGAGCCUGUGUGCAAGCCGGCCCAGGCAGCCCAGGCGAUGCGCCUUCGGUGAUCCGCGCGUCUUUUGAACGACAACACUGCUCUGUGUGUUCCACUUCAUUGUCUUGUUCCUUCAAGUCAGUCCAGUUAAGGCCAGACGAUGGCUUCCUGGUUGGUGCUUGCCGAGAAACACACCCGCUUCGACUUGGACGGUCGGCGCCACAUGAGAUAAUUUCUUCAAUGGCCGAUCCUCACCGGCUCACCGGGUAUUGCACCUUUGAAGGCUUAAGAUCUGCGAUAAGUCACGCCAGCAGUGCACUAGUAAGAAUAUUCGGGCACAAGGAAUCGUUAGUUAUCCUGCCGAGGAUAGCAAACCAGCACGACUCUGAAAACCUUGCAUCUUCCAACCGCAGUUCGGUCCGAGUUUGUUACGUACAAUAGAUACCGGUAGCAGCUGUGUGAUACAACCGCCGAAAUCGAGUGUGAAGGAGUCCAUCCCGUGGGAAUGCCGCCGGGGUCUGAAACCUGGUCAGAACUUCAGUGUCCUGUGUCUUCUUACCUGGCCACUGUCUUUCUUUCGAC
Parathielavia appendiculata is the source of this 1092-nucleotide messenger RNA. RefSeq lists its product as uncharacterized. The transcript has a single exon. Bases 259 to 951 code for a protein of 230 amino acids. NCBI's taxonomy places the organism in Eukaryota, Fungi, Ascomycota, Sordariomycetes, Sordariales, Chaetomiaceae. The record is from RefSeq and is a predicted model, not a curated record.